AAAUAACCAGCCAAAAUGAUGCCUGGAGGUUUAACUGAAGCUAAACCUGCCACUGCAGAAAUCCAGGAGAUUGCUAACAAGAUUAAACCACAGCUUGAAAAAAGAACAAAUGAGACUUAUGCAGAAUUUGAAGCCGUACUGUAUAGAACUCAAGUAGUUGCUGGAAUAAAUUACUUCAUUAAGAUACGAGUAGACGAUGAUUGUUAUGUUCACGUGAAAGUAUUCCGAAGUCUUCCUUAUCAAAAUCAGGAGUUGACGCUUACUGAUUUCCAGACUGACAAAUCCAAGGACGAUGAGCUGACUGGCUUUUAGCAGCAUGUUCCCAAAGUGAUCUGGUUCCUUCCACUGGCUACAGAGAAAUGGUCCUUGUUAAUAAAAUAUGCCCAUCAAUAAAGAAGAAUUC
Molecule: messenger RNA, 403 nt
Organism: Otolemur garnettii (small-eared galago)
Lineage: Eukaryota; Metazoa; Chordata; Mammalia; Primates; Galagidae
Gene: CSTA
Product: cystatin A
Exons: 3
Coding region: 16-312 (98 amino acids)
Cellular component (GO): cytosol
Molecular function (GO): cysteine-type endopeptidase inhibitor activity
Source: RefSeq, a predicted model, not a curated record